Molecule: messenger RNA, 6962 nt
Organism: Pogoniulus pusillus (Red-fronted tinkerbird)
Lineage: Eukaryota; Metazoa; Chordata; Aves; Piciformes; Lybiidae
Gene: ZDHHC20
Product: zinc finger DHHC-type palmitoyltransferase 20
Exons: 13
Coding region: 274-1374 (366 amino acids)
Molecular function (GO): palmitoyltransferase activity
Source: RefSeq, a predicted model, not a curated record
GUGUAACUGAGCUGACCGCUCGCCUCCCGCCCGGCAGAGGGCGAGGGGCGGUGGCAGGAGGCAGCGGAGGGCGGCGGGACGCUGAGGUGUUUGGCGGCCCGCGGGAAGGAGGCGGUGGCGAAUGCCGAGGCCGCCUCUCUCCCGCCCACUGCGGCCCGCCCAGGGCCUGCCCGCCCGCCCAGGACCGGCUCCGCAGCGGCGGUCGUAGCCGCAGCCGACACCGCCCGUUGCAGCGCCGGCGCUGAUGCCUCCUGCGGUGGCCCGGCAGGGAAGAUGGCGCCGUCCCACGUCCUCAAGUGUUGCCAGAAGGUGUUGGCCUGGGUGCCCGUGGCCUUCAUCGCCCUGGUCGUGGCCUGGUCCUACUACGCCUACGUGGUGGAGCUCUGUGUGUUCACUAUUUCUUCAACUGCAGAAAAAGCUGUCUACCUUGUGGUUUUUCAUCUGUCAUUUUUCAUGUUUGUAUGGUCCUAUUGGAAGACAAUAUUCACAUCUCCUGCAUCUCCAUCUAAUGAGUUCUGCUUGUCAAAAGCUGAUAAAGAACAAUAUGAAAAGGAAGAGAGACCAGAAUCCCAGCAGGAGAUUCUGAGAAGAGCUGCUAAAGACUUGCCUAUCUAUACGACAACAGCAUCGAGAGCAAUCAGAUACUGCGAUCGAUGCCAGCUAAUCAAACCUGACCGCUGCCACCAUUGUUCUGCGUGUGACAUAUGUGUACUAAAAAUGGACCACCACUGUCCAUGGGUGAAUAAUUGUGUGGGAUUUUCUAACUACAAAUUCUUCCUCCUGUUUUUAAUGUAUUCCUUACUGUACUGUCUAUUUGUUGCUGCUACAGUCUUGCAGUACUUCAUAAAGUUUUGGACAAAUGAAUUGCCAGACGUGCAAAAUGCCACACAUGCAAAAUUCCACGUACUGUUCCUUUUCUUUGUGGCAGCCAUGUUCUUCAUCAGCAUACUGUCCCUCUUCAGCUACCACUGCUGGCUAGUUGGCAAAAACAGAUCAACCAUAGAAACAUUUCGUGCACCUACAUUUCGAAAUGGCCCUGAUAAAAAUGGCUUUUCUCUUGGAUGCAGCAAAAAUCUCAGGGAGGUUUUCGGAGAUGAGAAGAAAUAUUGGUUACUCCCUAUCUUUACCAGUUUGGGUGAUGGGUGUAAUUUUCCAACUCGUUUGGUGAUUAUGGACCCAGAGCAAGUUACUGUCCCAAGCCAAAAUGAACCUGUCAAAAGCUCUGUAGCAAAUCAGUCCUUUCCUACUCGACCACUCAGUGAAUCACAGAAUCGAUUGCUAGCCAGUGAUUGUCAGUGGGUGGAAAGUGGCCCUGAAGAGGAAAGUGUUAAAACAGGUGCAAAAAAGCAUAUUAUAGUUUCAUUGGAAAGCUGAUCUCAGUUUAUUACUAACCAACAUCUCAGUGAGAAACAGGUUUCUGCAACACAUUUUGAGCUUGAAUAUUACUUAAUUUUGUUUGGAAGAAGUUGAUCAGUGAAAAAUGGACCAUGAACAUUUUAGGAAGAGACAAGAAAUUCAAGUUUCUGCACAGUACAAUGGAUUCUUGUAAGCACUAUUGCAGAGCAGGGAAGUUAAGACAUGCCUUAAGAUUCUUAAUGUGCAUUUAUGCAACACUGAAUUAUAUAUUGCUACCAAAGGGCCAAAUCCUGAAGUGCCCUGCUUGGAUGCACAAGGUCCAGAGUGGGAACUAUGCAUUUCUGCUAUGCUGCAGUGGUUGAGGGUAGAUUGCAGAGACUCCUACCUCCCCAAGGGCAAACUUCAUACCUUAGGCACUGCAGAAGUCACUUCCAUAGCCGGUAUCCAGUGUACAGAAAGAAAAAGGGAAAGGGGGGACGGGAUGGCAGGGGUAAAGAGGAGGGGAUAACAAGAGGAAUCAACACAGAGCAUGGCUAAUGAGUCUGAAGAUCUGAAAGUGCUACUAUACAUAGUUCAGACACCAGGUGAUGGAGAAGGGGCUGGAUGAUGACUUCUUCCCUCAUCCUACUAACCAGUCUACCCCAUGAUCAUAGCUCUCCAAGUCUUUCAGCACUGAGGAAUUCUUCUACUAGCCAUGCUUUGGAGCAAGGUAAUGCCGACAUUGUAAAAGCCUCGUUCUUGGGUGUGGCUUUCUUGCUGUAGGAUUGAGCUUCCUCAUAAUUUUGAUUUAUUUAAAACCAUGUCAAGAACAGAGCUCACUGAAGCAAACUUAGUUUUUGGUUGAAAAGAUGUGGAUUGUUACUUUCCAACAGUUCAGUUGUCAGCCAACAGUAAAGCCAGUCCAGAAAGGAAUGAACAGUUCUUACAUUUUCUGUUAAUGUCUGCAAUGUUCUGUAUGAGGCAUUAACAAAAUGGUAAAGUACUCUUGAGAAAAAGCAUUGCAAUUGUGUAUUGUUAGAAAACGGAACUAGAAGAGCACUGCUUUUUCUGUGGGACUCUUGUUGGUUUACAAAUACUGUUUUAUACUUUUGUUUUAUCUUUUUAAUAAAGACACAAGUUUUUAUUGGUUCUAAAGUACCACUUAAGUAUUUAUGAGGAAAAUAAUAUGGGAUCAUACAUGUGUUCACACAGAAAAUGUGUGUGCUUUUAGUCUGCUGCUUUCAAGACCAGUUUAAGUGAUGCUAAGCUUGCUAAAGACAGUGCUUUGUGCAGCUGUAUACCUGUUCACAAGAGACAAAAUGUGUUUCCUGUAAGUAACACCGUCUGUGCUAAGCUCAAGACCUACAGCAAACAAUGUGGGGGUUGGGGCAGAGGGGUGUUCCACUAACUCUGUAAUAAGACUGAUAGCUAACUCAUCUUUGUGUGGUACUGGAAUUCUGUGUCUGGAAAAAGUGACAAAUACUGUUUUCCUGUCUGUAAGUGUUCUGAUGUUCAGCUGAAAAGCUGACUGCAAAUGUACAUGAGCAAUUGUCUUACAGACUGAGCCAAUGAUCUGGACUGAAAGAACCUGUUUGGUUUCUGAUUGAUUGCUACUUAAAUACGUUUAUGAUGGCAAUGCUAAGGUAUCAAGUAUACUUCAAGGAUUAAAACCAAGUAUUUUUUGUCUUUGGAAAUAAUAAAAUUUUCUUAUAUAUUCAUCUUCUAGAACAAGAACACUUUGAGAAUCUGUGAACAUGACUUGGUCACUAUUGAAUGUUCUUGAGACAGAAAUAUUGAUCUACACUUGCAUGUUUUAAAAAGUUGCAGAAUAUUUCUUCUUCAAAGUCUGCACAAGAAACUUUGCAUUUGCUAAUUCCAAAACCUACAAAAACAGUUGCUACACAUUAAUUAGAAAGGUUAAUUUAACUUGUUAUUCUCAAAUAUUAAGUGAGAAGUGCCAUCCAAAUAUAAGUAAGUUCUCAGCACUACUGCAACAGCAAAAUUUCUUGGGAAAAUCAACAGAGAUAGAAGUCUGCAGGUUCAAAUGGUUUGUUCUGAACACCAAUAUUUGUAGCCCCAAACACCAUUGGAACUGUAAUGGAGAGCCUGAGGUAUCAUCUGGUGCUUACUGCGUUAGCGUAUUGCAGCUGAGUUAACAAACCCAUAUAUGCACAGUCAUUGACUAACAGAACUAUAAGCAAAAUCUGUCUCUGAUAUGAUAAGUAUCACAGAUUCAGCAGUAAGGGCUCUGCCCCACUCACCAGGUACUUGAUCUAUCCUCAUAUGAAUGUAUAUAUGCUGUGGGCUAAAAUCAGUAUAACUUAAGUAUAACUUAAGUCAGGACAGUUAAUGUUCAGGAAAAACUGCAAGUAAAGAGAUUGGGCUAACUCCAUGUGUGCAUUCUAGCAAGUGCUGGUCUUCUAAAACUAAUUGUUUGUAUAUCUAAGGGAAUUUUAGUGGCUUUUCAUGAAAAGCUAAUGUUUCUGACUUUUAUUAUGCAGAUUUUGGGUACAUUUUGUCACAGAUUUUUUUCUUGUGUUUCAGAUGAGAAAGGAAGAGCAGUGUACUUCAGAUAGUUUUGAGGCCAGAGUUACACUGUUGGUGCAAAAGUGGGCAUUAAUGAAAAGUCACUUUUACAAAUAGGAAACAUGACAAAAAGAUUCAGAUAGGAUUUCUCCAAAGUCACUGCCCCACCUUUUUAUUCCCCCUGGGGCACUGGUUUCUAAGAGGAUCCCCAGACUGAUAUAAAGGAAUGAAGUCCUGUAAGGGAACUGUUUAUGAACUCUUAAGGGUACAUCAGUGAGUGUGGGGCAGGAGCAAAUUUUCCUGGCAAGCUCUGGCUGCAGAGGAUGUAGUGGGAUAUCUUCUGUCCUUGCAGCCCCCUCUAAUGUGCAAGGGCACUCUGUGUUAUAUCAAAUGCUAUGGUAAGCAAAAUGAGGGAGUAAGCCAAGAGUAACAAAGAUAGUGAGGACAAGCAGCUGUUUGGCUGUUGAGUUCAAGCAGACUUGGGUAUCCCUGCCAACAGGGGCAGCAGGGCUGUAAGGGUGCUCCAGGACCUCGGUCCUUCUGGUCCAUAUGCUGCAGAGCUGAAAACUUCCAGUGGAUGCAGCAGGAAGAGAAGCCCUACAUUUCAGGAGACCACAAGAGAGAUGUAUCCUGAGAAAACCAACUGUUGCAGGUGCUGGGUCACAUACCUGCUGGUUUUAUGCUUUAGCCUACUCUAUUUCAAGUCUUGAAAAUACCUGGCUUGUCACUAAAAAUAACAGCCCCUUAAUUGUUUUGAUGGAUCUAAAAUUUUCUGUUACAAGCCAUAAAUAGUAUUGCAGUUACUGUAGAAUAGUUGACAUUGACUAUAAUUAGGAACCAACAUUGGCUGUAGUUAGAAACUGUGCUUUUAGUAUUUACUUUAUUUCUUUUAAAAAAAAAAUCAUGUACACGAGUCAUGCACACAAAAUUACACUAAACUCCCAGUGUGAGGACAGAAGCCUGAUGAAGGGCAAGAUUUCAGUGUCAUCUCUCAAGAUAUCUGAAAUGCCUUGAGAUGGUAAACCUGCCCCUGCAAAGUGAUGAGGCAGGGAGAGCCAUAAACAGCAAAGAUUUAAAACUACACAGCUAGUACUGUUUUUUCCUUAAAAUUAUUUAGUCAUAGACUGUAUGAUGUACAAGAUUGCUGCUCCUACCAAAGACAUAGUGUGGGAGGAGAGCAGGGGUAACUGUAGGUUUCUGUCACAACUGACUUUCUGCAGUAUUACUCUAAAUAUUCAGAGGAUCAUUUGAGAGGGGGGUUUGGCACUUCAAUCUUUAGUUAUCAGCAGAAAUUUUGGCAGCAUUUUUGUUACAGUUGUCCCUUGCAUGUGGAAUUUGCAGGUAGCAAGUUACCUUUGAUACACUUUUCUCAGAAACUGGUCCUGUUCUUCAGUUCUAAAUGCCAGUUUUCAGGUGCUGUCUCCUUCUUCAUUUGAUCUUGUGUGGCCCUUUUAUAUCAUAAAUAAUCUUUUGGGGUUUAGAGGGUUUGGUUAAGUUCAAUGCCAUUCAAUAUGCACUCUUAAGAACUUUUGGAUCUCUGAAGUGUGGUCUGACUGUAGCUCACCAGAGCCCCAAAAGAAGGGAAAAGGCAGCAUUUGUAGCAGCAUUAGUGUCUGGCAGAUGCAUUGACAUAACUAUCUGCCUAGAUCUAGAGCACUGGCUAACAAUUUGCUAACAAAUAAAAAAGCCUUAGAACUUUGAGCUUCAUAGUUUAUGUUCUAUGAGGACACCAUCUAAAAUUGUAUAGAACGAGGGGACUCAGGUAUGUAUUUACAGAGGCUCCAAACAGUGGGUGCUUCAACUCAGUGCAGUUCAAGAAUACCUUUCAUGGUACGUAAAAAGUAGCGAGGUGUACAACAUCAGCUCUUCUAUCUCUAAAUGGCACCAAAGAGAGCAGCUACAUAUAAAGUGAUUUGUGGUAACUGAAUACAUUUACUACACUCAUUUCUGUGUAAGUUUAUUUUGUAUGUAUCAAUGUCUUUUUAUAUGCAUUUUUCUUAAUUACGUAACUGUCAUGAAACAUAAUGAAGCUACAGUUGUAGUUUUAAUGCUGAUUUAUACUGGUGUUUGGCUGUUUGUUUUCUGCAACAAUUACUUGAAUCUUAUUUCCAUUAGGCAGUGAAGUCUGACAAUGUUUACAGGAUCACUUUGAUUUUUGGGGAGUACCUCCUUUCUUCCCAUCCCCUGCUCCAAGAAAGAGCACAUAUGCUUAGCAGUCAAGCAGAUGUGUUGGGGAUGAAAUACUGGGAUCACCUCUACUGGCACCAAAGCAUUAAUAGUGACAUGCAGAUUCUCUUGCGUUUACAUUGCUUACCUGACAACUUACAUGCUUAGCAUGUUCCUCUCUGGUUUCUUCUACUCCUUAACCUGUUGCUGUUAGCUUUAUUGUGAGAAACUUAAGAUCUUUCUGAAUGGUAAUUCACAAUUAUAAAACUAUCACAGAAAGAGGCAGCUUUCUUGCUAAGUCUGCCCCUCUCCCUGUCCCCUUCUUAACUUGGAUGAAUUAAACAUCCCUGGAUUUUCUCUGCAAUUAUUUUUGUAUUUGCCAGCAAGGGUCAUCAACUUUGCACUAAUCACAAUGUCCCAGCUGUUAUACUUCCACAUAGUUAUUUUCAGUUGUGUUGCCUGAACUUGUAAUGAGCUGUAUUUAAGUUUGAAGUGUAAAAGAUGUAUGUAAUAAUUACACAUUUAUUGUAUUUUGUAUGUUACUGAUAGGACUAGUCCUAUGCACAGAGAAAGCAUCUUGCCAUUUAUAGUUUAAUACUUGAAGUAACUUUUUUAAAUGGGCUUUUAUAAAUGAAUUAAAUACAAAAUCACAUUGCUUUGCCUGGAAGUUCAUUCUUGUUUUAAUUGUAUUGUGCAAUUUCCUAAUAUGUAUAUUUUUCUGUGUUAUCUUAAGCCAUUUAUAACCAUUGAAAGUGCAUUCAAGAUUUUGUACAUCAGUGUUCAGACCUGUUCCUACUUCUCUGGAGUACAGUUCAUGUUUAAAAAAGUUGUACCAUUUUAGGCAUCUUUUUCAAAGUGAUAAAAUAUGAAUGGAUUUUGCAUUCAUCUGUGAAUGCAACAUCAACUUAAUAAAAGUAUGUGAAAGAAUCUGAAAA